Molecule: messenger RNA, 1267 nt
Organism: Sceloporus undulatus (fence lizard)
Lineage: Eukaryota; Metazoa; Chordata; Lepidosauria; Squamata; Phrynosomatidae
Gene: MYF5
Product: myogenic factor 5
Exons: 3
Coding region: 1-741 (246 amino acids)
Biological process (GO): positive regulation of myoblast differentiation; regulation of transcription by RNA polymerase II; muscle organ development
Molecular function (GO): RNA polymerase II cis-regulatory region sequence-specific DNA binding; DNA-binding transcription factor activity, RNA polymerase II-specific; protein dimerization activity
Source: RefSeq, a predicted model, not a curated record
AUGGCGGGGCUUCUCUCAGCCGAGAGGGAGCAGCCUCCCAAGCCCUCCUGCUCCAGCUGCCCUUCCUUGGCCAGGCGAGGAUGGAGCGCCCUUCUCUGGGCUGCCCCUGGUGCCGCCUUCCCGGUCUUGCCCUUCGGAGAGGAGGAGGAGGAGGAGAGUCCCCACUCCCCCGGGGCCCCCUGCCUGCCCUGGGCUUGCAAGGCCUGCCAGAGGAGGGCCACCACCGGCCCCGGGGAGCGUCGCCAGGUGGCCACUCUGCGGGAGAGACGCCGCCUCCGGAGGGUCAACCGGGCCUUCGAGGCCCUCCGGCGCUGCUCCUCUUCCUCCUCUCCUUCCUCUUCCUCUUCCUCGAAGGGAGCCCCCCGCAGCCAGCGCCUGCCCAAAGUGGAGAUCCUCCGCAGCGCCAUCCGACGCAUCCAGGGCCUCCAGCAGCUCCUCCGCCAGCAGCUCCAGCCCUCCUCCGCCUCCUCCGACGGCCAGGCAGAAUGCAACAGCCCCAUGUGGUCAAGGAGAAACAGCACUUACAGCAAUGUCUACUGCUCUGAUCUUCCAAAUGAAGCGAGCACAGCCCUUUCCAGUCUGGACUGUUUAUCCAGCAUAGUGGAUCGAAUCUCUUCCUCAGAUCAGGCUGGGCUCUCCCUGCAGGACACAGAGGUUUCCCUUUCUCCCAGUGGCAGCCCUCUGUCACAGCCAGGCAGUCCUGAGAGCCUUCGCCCCAAGCUCAUCUAUCAUGUACUGUGAACUGCCUGAGAUCUGAAACCAGCUUGGAGAACGCUUGAGCAUUUCUAAGAACGCCAGAUGCCAAUAAGGAGACUCUCCAUUAAAAUAUGAAGCCCUUGGAAUUCAUGUGGACCAAAACCAAAGUGCCUACAGGAGACACCACUUUAAAAAUGUAUAUAUUUGUGUGUAUAUUUGUCCCAUCACCUCAUCAAAAAGGAAUGACAUUAUAUUUAACCAAACAAUUAUAUUUGAAUAGUCUAUGCUAUAAUUAUAUAUUGUGGUUUUUGAAUUUGUUGUCAAGAAUGGAAGCAGUACAGCUGGAGAUGGGCUGGUCAUGAAAAUGGUCCAUGCUUUGGGAUGAUCAAAAGGAUAUAUGAAAUGUGUUAAAUUAUUUUUUCAGAAGUGUACUUUUCCCAUUGGUAAGAAGUGAACUGACUUAACUGUUUUCAAUCUGCUGAAGUUAAAUGUUGAGCCUGUAAACAGUCUUAACUCAGGGCCAGCUCUAGUAUUAAGUAGUAUUAUUGCUGGAGGCCAAUUCUGAUCAAAC